Scomber japonicus (chub mackerel) is the source of this 1275-nucleotide messenger RNA. RefSeq lists its product as uncharacterized. The coding region runs from base 275 to 961 and encodes 228 amino acids. The transcript is spliced from 2 exons. Lineage: Eukaryota; Metazoa; Chordata; Actinopteri; Scombriformes; Scombridae. The record is from RefSeq and is a predicted model, not a curated record.
CAUAAACACAGCUCGGUUUCAUAGCAGUGGACAGACCGACUGUCUCCACCCAUUCAGGCUACGAAUAAGGACACCACCAGCCUGCCAGCAUUGGAUCUUUCCCUACUCUGGAUCCCUCUGCAUCAGUGGACAAAAUAAUGGAAACACCAUAUGAAAGAGAACUUUGGAGCACCUGAGUAGCUAUUACUGAGCCUGCUGCCUGUCUAUUACCUGGGAUUGGUUGUCAACUCUAAAAGAGAAAGUCAACACUCUUAGUAGGAGUGUUCAAAGCAAUAUGAGUGACUUAACAGAGUUUGAAAGAUGCCAGAUAGUUGCUGCGAGACUAUCAGGUGCAUCCGUCACCAAAACCGCUCAGCUGUUCAAUGUGGCAAGGGGAACAGUCUCCAGAGUCAUGACCGUGUACAUCAAACAUGGACGAACAGCAUCUGCAAAGAAGAACAGCGGGCGCAAGUCAAAGCUCACAGAAAAGGAUAGACAGACACUCCUCAGGAUAGUCAAUGAACACCCUGAGUAUACAGCCUCAAAAAUAACCACAGAGUUGAACAGACACCUCUCUCACGCCGUCUCUGUGAAAACUAUACGGCGUGAGCUUCACAAAGCUGGUAUUUUUAGAGGAACAGCCAAUCGGGUAACAGAGGCAGAGACGGACACAGAAAAGCAUGACAGAGACUGCACCAAACCAGAAUCUGGGUCUAGUGACAAAGAGUGUGACACGCAAAAAACUGAAGAAGAGAGCUCCAGGUCUGGAAUACAAACAAAGGACAAAGACUGUGGCAGACAGAAGCUUGCAGGAGAGAAAACAAAAUCUGAACCACGGGCUAAGGGUGGAGAAUAUAGCACAUAUAAGCCUGCUGAAACCAGCACGGGAUCUAAACCACAGACCAAUGAAGAGAUCCAGAACUCACAAAAACUUGAUGACAAGAACAGGGGUCCUGUACCUCAGUGCAAUGACAGGACAUAACCUGGACUAAUGUGUUGUAUUUCAGCCUUUCUGAUACACUCAGAUUGGUUAUGUUAAAAGAAAACCACGGGAUGCCUUCACCCCAUAAUGUCGCCAGCUGUUUAAUAUGCAAUUGGAUCUAUAAUGGCAUUGAAGUUAUUAGGUUUGAUUAUUUAUUUUUGCAUGGGUGCAAUGUUCAAACUUUUGACUAUUUCUUGGUUUACAAGCAAAUAUAACAUUAAUCCAGAUUGAUGAUAUUUGCCUAACAUGAAUGGAAUUAUUCAUAAUGUAGAUCUUAGAAUAUUAUGAUAUUGUUCAAUACAAAACACCCAAUU